This is a messenger RNA of Alexandromys fortis (reed vole), 2581 nucleotides long. Its product is annotated as collagen alpha-1(I) chain-like. The transcript has 3 exons. Lineage: Eukaryota; Metazoa; Chordata; Mammalia; Rodentia; Cricetidae. Bases 1 to 1431 code for a protein of 476 amino acids. The record is from RefSeq and is a predicted model, not a curated record.
AUGCAUCUGGAUGAGCUGAUGUUAAAUACAUUUACCACAAAACUAUUAAAACCAUCAAAAGAACACGUCAUUCCCUGCGAGCGCCAUAUAGACCAGUACUUGGUGAACACAGAAGACGGAUGCUCACCAACUCUCACCCCCACCCCACCCCAGCCCCACGUCCCAGUCCUAAUCCGGAAAGUUGCUGCGGGCGUCAGGAGACACAGACCUCUCGCCGCUAGGACAAGAAGGGGCCACUCCCCUGCCUCCCGCUCGCCCUCACUCUCGAGUGACCCGAAGCCCUUUAGGACGCAGGGUGCAACAGCGGCCCCGACGUCGACUAGACUACCAGUCGGACUCACGCAGGACCGGGAAGGACUAGACGGGAAGGGGGACCAAGGCUGGGGGCCAGCAGGUAGCGCGCCCGGGAGACACGCCCGCCCGCCCGCCCGCCCGCCCGCGGGACCGCAGGAGGGAGAAGUUUCUCCACAACUUCCCGACUCCUGGCCCCGCCGGCAGACAGCGGCAGGAACGGCGGCGCCUCGAGAAGCCGGGGAGCGGGAGGACGGACGCCGGGGCCUAGCGCUGCCCGGCCGGGGUCAGCAGCCUCCGUCGCGAGGGCCCGCCGCGAGCCUACCUGCCGUCUGGCCGCACUCGCACGGGUCGCUGGGGGAGACGGUGGCCGGCCGAGGCGCACGCCCGCGCGGCCCUCUCUCCGUGCUCCGUCUCCUGCUCGCGGGGCGCCGGGAGGCAGCGACGACGGCACAGCCGGCCCGGGACGCGUUACUUGAGGAGGAGGGAAUUCCCGGGCGCCUGCACCCCACGGCCUCCCUCUCUUCUCCUCCUCCUCCUCCUUUUCCUCCUCCUCCUCCUCCUCCACCUCCUCUAGCCGCCGGCCCCGCCCCUCCGUUCUCGACGGGGGCGGCAGCGCGGGGCGGGGGCUGCGGCUACCUGCGCGCGCCCGCUCACCGGAACUCGCGCCCGGCCGCGCUGCCUGCUUCGAGCGCCUUCCGGCGCCGGAUCUCUGUGCGGGGUUCGCGCGCGGCCGGGAGGCCAGGCCGUGUCACGCCUGCCAGCCCAACAUGGCGGCGGGGGCCAGGCGGGCUCCUGAGGGGGCGUGAAGAGAAAGCGGCACAGGCCUGCGGCGCCCUGCCCUCCCGCGCGCCGACUACCGCGACGGGCACAACGGAGCUCGGCCCGGCUCUCCGUAGCGCCGAGGGGCGUGGGGCUUUGUUUUGUGGGGUGGCCGGGGUUGAGGUUCUUUGGAGAGAGUUUGACUUUGCGUUUCUCAGCCUUGUGUCUGCGCAGUCUUUGUCGCUGAUAGUAAAAUCUCAGCCCAACCGCGUGAGCCAGCGGGGCGGUGCUGACACCCUGGUCGGGAUCCAAAAACGUUCUCGUCUGGCCUCUUUCCGAAGCUGGGAUCCUGUCCCUGCCCCAGAAGCUUCCUGUUGACUGUAGGUCGAACCAGCCUUGCCGGGAGAGGAACCGAAGCUGAGUGGUGUUGGCAACUCGCCCAGGAAUGGUGGCUUUCACUUGGUGCGGGACAGCAUAUUAUUUGAUCCUACUAAGCGGGAACCCAGACUUUAGCUCUGCUUGACAGAUGUUAAAACUGAGGCGAGGGCCCCUUGAAAGGGAGAAGCCAUGAUGAAAGGGUUUUCCCUUUCCGAAGGCCAUGCAUCUUUUUUCUGUUUGCCUUGUAGAAAAGGAAGGGUUCAGAAGGAACUGGGGUAAAGAUGAGAGGCAAGGUCAAGAGACUGAAAUCUAGUCGCUUCCUGCUAAAGCCACUUCAGCCUUGUCAAACCCUUGAUUUCCCUUUUGUAUUUCCUGUUUGGUGGGGAUAUCCGAAGUAUUGCUGUGGUUAGUUAUUAAGGACUCUUGGUUUCCUUUGUGGCUUUCAACAAAGUUCAGAAUCAUCUUCGGCAUAUUCUCAAUAGCACCACCAACUGUGUCAUUGUUCUGGUAUUUUGGAACUUAAACGGAAAAAAAACUUAAACGUUUUUUUUGAAAGUUUCAAAACAAAGGUAUUGGAAUUCACAUGAACAGCUACAUGUAAUGUAGAAUGAUGCUUUAUUUUGCCAUUGUCUGGGGCAUUAAGUUUUUCAUAUUGAUGUAUAUUCCAUUUUUCUUAAAACUAGAAUUUUACCUAUUUGAGCUGUCCCGUUUCUAAACCUCCAGGUAUAGUAGAAAUAUGUGUGCCCCUAAAUGCAAUCUCAAAAACAAAAACCCUUCCCAAUGUUAGUUUAACCUGCUUUGAAUUUGUUCUGUAUGCUUUGUUACUUUGUUACUUCUUUUUCGAUACAGGGUCUUGUUUAGCCCAGGCUGGUUUUGAACUUGCUGUGUAGAGGAUGGCCUUGAGCCCCUGCUUUACCUCCACCUCCCAGUCCUGGGGUUGCAGAGGUCAGAAGAAAGUGUUGGAUCCUCUGGAAUUGGAACUACUACAAUGGUUGUGAUCCAUUGUAUGGCUGCUGAGAAUCGAACCCAAGUCCUUGGGAAGUGUUGUUCCCUGCUGAGUCAACUCUCCAGCCCUAUAAAAAUAUUCUUUAGCAAGAUGUAGGACAAAACAUUGUAUUUCUGUGUUAAAUACCUUUUCUUUCUUGAACAA